CUUCCUUCUCUCGCCUGGCAUCACCAAAGCAGGAAGGCAGAGCGCUGGGGGGUUUCUUCCGGCCUGGUUGCAACUUGCAAGCUGGAACUCAGUGGAUCCAAGACAACAAGGGAGGCAUUCCUCCAGACUACUUUUACUUUGAAGAGUGAGUGGCAAGACAACCCAGUUCAGAAAAAAACACAUCUCUUUCAGAGGUGCCAUGGGGGACUUGGGCCUAGGCCGGGAAUUCCAUACCUGGCACCAGUUCAGCCUCUUUUUCGAUGACUGGUGUGAAAAGCACAAGGUGCUGUUCAUCAUUGCCAGCCUGAAGCCACUCGUCUCCCUUCGCCAGAACCCACCACCUUAUCAGCCCAACUUGGCUGAGAUACUCCGCUUCCGUUAUGUGCGUCUUGUCUGCAAACACAGCGGGACCUAUGUUGGACAAAGCAUGGUGCAGCGGAACCACCAAUGUGAAAAGAUUGACUGCCCAGCUGCCAUCACACUGCGCUUAGGCCCCAAGAAGGACCGCCUGGUGGUGAUUGAGUCCAACCUAGAGCACAGCCACCACUUGUCUGAACUGGAGUUCUCCCGUUAUUUCAAGCGGCACCAGCUGACAGCUAGCCUGGGGCUGCCCAUCCGUAUUACCAACAACAUAUCGAAGCGCUUCCUGACACCUGACCUUAUCUGGAGCCUGGGGGACUAUAGCAAAGCGAAAGACAAGGGCUUGUGUGAGCUCCUGGCCAUUCUGGAUGGGCUCUUCAAGUCUGAUGGGGGCGCUAAGGUCAAAAUGGUGUUCCAGGAGGACGUGGCUGUGCUCGAUCGCAUCUUCCUGGCCACCUCACACAUGCUCAAACUGGUGCGACGCUUCCCAGCUCGCCUUUUUCUGGAACGUGCUGCCUGUCUCAAUGCAGAAUUUGAACUCCAUACAAUAUUGUGUCAAGACGCCAAUGGACGUGGUCGUGAGGUGGCUUAUUGCCUGGCACGACAGGGGCUACCUGACCUCCUUAUAUUUAUGGUGGCCUCUUUGGUGCAGAGUGUCCCAGACAUUAAAUUGCAGGUGAAGGUGAUCACAGUUGGGGCUGGCGCGACUGGUCUGGAUGCAGUAGAGGAGGUGUUGCCAUGUGCCCAGGUGCAAAUCUGUCGCCUUCAGGUCUUGGAGAUCCUCUAUCUCAAGGCCUCUGAAUUGGCUGUGCCAAAUGAGGAGCAGAUCCGCAAUCUGCUGCUCAACCUGGCAAACUCUGACUCACCCCAGGUCUAUUGCCAGUAUCUGAGUGACCUAGAAAAUGUGGCUCCAUCCUCCUUUCUACAGUACAUCCUGGAGUGCUGGCACCCCCACAAAGACAUGUGGGUAGAGUGUUGGGCCUUUGAGAAAAACCAAGAAUGUUCCUUUCUGGACCACUUUGAGGCCCAUCGCCACAAGCUUCAGGUGGUGCUCAGAUCCCCUAUAGCACUGGCUGCUUGUCUACAAGGCCUCCUAGGACUCCAGACUUUACAGAUGGAGAAGUCAACAUUCAACGUGGCUCCUGUGGCUGAGUUGUACCGAACUGCCUGCCUGUCUGACGGCACCGAGCUGGUUGCCGAGGAAUUGGACUUGUUGCCCCAUGCACACUUUGAGCUGAAAGAGACACCCAAGGGAUACCUGUUGGAAGAACACACCUGCUCUUUUCUAGUAAACCAGGAUAUGGCCACUUGCAGCUGCUCCAUUUACUUGACUUGCCAGCUGCCAUGCCGACACAUCUUCGCCGUACGCCUUUGGGUUGGGGAGUCUUUGUUCGACCCCAGCUUGCUGCCUAACUUGCGAGACAAACAUCAAGAAACCACAGUCCAGGAUGAAUGCUAGCUGUCGGACACAUUGGACCAAGUCUCAGUUUCAUAAUGUGCCAUAGUCACCACUGGGAAAAGUUACUUGUUUGGAUGCAAGUCUAAGACUACCCUCCCUGUUGUGCUGGCCAGGGGAAUUCUGGGACUUGCGGUCCAAACUGUUAGAGAAAAUUACCCUAAAAUAUACAGCAGAGCAUCCAAAAGCAAACAGGAUACAAAAGUUGAGCACCAGCUCAUUUGUGAGGAGAGUGUGAAGUGCCAUGUGAUGUGGCUGUAAAGAAUUCAGAGCUUAGGCAAGCAAAGAUGCAGAGUCCAAUCACAAAAGAUUUAUUUACAUCAAAAAACCACAGUCCAGGAUGAAUGCUAGCUGUCGGUCAAGUCUCAGUGGGUCAAGUCUCAGCUUAAUAAAUGGGCCAUAUUCACCACUGGGAAAAGUUACUUGUUUUGAUACAAGUCUAAGACUACCCUCCCUGUUGUGCUGGCUAGGGAAUUCCGGGACUUGCAGUCCAAACAGUUAGGGAAAACUACCCUAAAAUAUACAGCAGAGCAUCCAAAAGCAAACAGGAUAUAAAAGUUGAGCACCAGCUCAUUAGCGAGGAGAGUGUGAAGUGCCAUGUGAUUGGCUGUAAGGAAUUCAGAGCUUAGGAAGCAAACAUGCAGAGUCCAAUCUUAAAAAAUCACAAAAGGUUUAUUUACAAUAAUAAGAAAUAACUGCAUAAGCUACUCUAACACCCAUGUCUUCUAAGAUUUCAAGAGAGGGAAAAACACCAAUCACUACAUCUCUUCUGACCCACAAGCAGAGAGAGAUCUCAAAGCACACAGCACAUACUCUCCAUACUGAAAUGUAAGGUCAGAUUCAAAAAACUUGCAGUACAAUUCUUUUCCAUUUUGAACAACCAAUCAGAAUGAGAGCAAAAACUGUCAUACAAAAGACAUGCGGGAAGGUAAUUCCCUCAGCCUAUACUAAACUAACUGCUCUUUGAGGACUUGAGCCUUGGGCAGUGUGGGGUUGAAUCCCAACACAAUCAAGGAGUGUUUCAUAUGCAUUGGAUAGCUGGGCAGAGCUCUGGUGACCACCGCAAUCAUUAUCAUUCUUUGCUGCAAAGAAAAUAUUGGUCUCAUUGGACUGUCAUGCACCGUUGAGUUGAAGCAACCCAGUCUGUGGAAGAAAACUGAAAGCAGGCUAAUAGUCAGGGACAAACUGCCAUGCCUACCCAUGUGCAAACCAAAUGGCUCAGGUGCUAAGAAAUAUCAUAUAUGAGCCACCAUAAUCAGAGUUACUGAGACACAGUCAGCUUACACAGCUCUUCUAGAGAAAAGGAAACAAAUAAGUACAGUUUAAAGCAGUCCAUCCUCAUGUUCUCUAAUUUGUGAGUUGGCAACUCUUCCCCCCAUUGUACUAGGGACCAGUAUCAGAUGUGUAUCCAUGGGGUAUAAAUGCUUUUUUCUUCUUGGAAAUUUGCCAAGGACUAGCACUGCUCCACAAACCAGUACUUUUGAAUAGCAUUGAUUUAAAAUAGAGUUGAUGUCACGAAGUUUGUAGACCACUACUGUGAAUUUUUAGACUUAUAAUAAUAAUAAUAGCAACAGCAACAACAUGCUUUAUUUAUUACUGACACUUAGACAAUAGUUUGUUCUGCAAAUCAAAGCACAAUGUUCUGUAAAGCCAAAUUAUGGCUGUUUUUGGUCAGCAGAGUGAGCUAAGACUAGGUUCUUGUGGGUUUUUUCGGGCUAUAGGGCCAUGUUCUAGAGGCAUUUCUCCUGACGUUUCGCCUGCAUCUAUGGCAAGCAUCCUCAGGAGAAAUGCCUCUAGAACAUGGCCCUAUAGCCCGAAAAAACCCACAAGAACCUAGUGAUUCCAGCCAUGAAAGCCUUCGACAAUACAUUGAGCUAAGACUCCUUUUAAAAAAUCUGUUCCAUUGUGGUGGAAGUUUUCUAACAAAAAAAGCUAGAUUCUGUAUCCAGUAUGUCAUCUAUGUGGACUUAAAUUACACCCAUGUAGUCUAAAAUCACUGGACAUAUAUAUGUAACUGCUUAGGAUUAGGUGGUUAAGCACAAUUGCUUAGUCUGUAUAAAUUAUUCUUCUUUGUUUAGCUAUGAGAAGGGUUCAAGAGUUUUGCGCAAACAAGUUUUCCAUCUCCCCCCCCCAACAAUUUAGCCUAAUUUUAGAUAUUUGAAAAUGAUAUUUUAAGGAUUUAAUAUGUUAGUAAUUAUGUGGACAUAUUUUACGUUUUGUUCAUUUAUGUUGAUUUAUAAUUUACUGAAUUAUUUCUGAUUUGUCUAUGGAUUUUUUUUAUGUAUUAUUGUUGACAUUGAAUGUUUGCCAUUGUAUAUUUUGUUGUGAGCUGCCCUGAGUCCUUUCAGGAAGAUAGGACAGACUAUAAAUAAAGUUUAAUUCAUUCA
Anolis sagrei ordinatus is the source of this 4203-nucleotide messenger RNA. The record is from RefSeq and is a predicted model, not a curated record. NCBI's taxonomy places the organism in Eukaryota, Metazoa, Chordata, Lepidosauria, Squamata, Anolidae.